GUCUCCUUAGGUCGUGGCCAGAGGCGGAGACCAGAGCUCAGGGACCCUCCGCGAGAGCACGAGCGCACUGGCCUCCCGGGAAGGGAUGGAGGCCGGCGGGGCUGCAGGACAGCCGGGGGACAUCGUCCAGGUGACAGUGAAAGAGGAGGACCACGCUUGGGGCCCGGAGCCCUGCCGGCCGAGGGGCGUGUCUUGCCCUAGGGAGCUCUCGCGGCAGCGCUUCAGGCAGUUCUGCUACCGGGAGACCCCGGGGCCCCGGGAGGCGCUGCGCCGGCUCCGCGAGCUCUGCCGCCAGUGGCUGCGGCCGGAGACCCACAGCAAGGAGCAGAUCCUGGAGCUGCUGGUGCUGGAGCAGUUCCUGGCCAUCCUGCCUGAGGAGCUGCAGGCCUGGGUGCGCGAACAGCAUCCAGAAAGUGGGGAGGAGGCAGUGACUGUGCUGGAGAACUUGGAGAGGGAGCUGGAUGAGCCUAAGCAGCAGGUGUCACAGGACAUUUAUGAGGAAGAAAUUCCUGCGGAAAAAAUGACUCCUCUGGAUUCUGCACAAGAGUCCAUGAGUAUUGAACUCCAGCCUGCAGAAGGUGGAAUGGAAUGUGAUUCUCCAGAACCACACCCUCUUCAAGAUAAUGGGUCAUUUUUGUGGCUUUCCAUGAUGUCUCGAAGCAUGGGUGAUGAUAACCUCAGUAGCUUAGAUACUAAUGAAGAAGAAAUUGAACCAGAAAACAUGAGAGAAAAAUUCUUCAAAAGCUUAGCAGUAUUAUUGGAAAACAAAAGUAAUAAUACUAAGAUAUUUUCUAAAGCUAAGUACUGUCAAUUGAUAAGAGAAGUAAAAGAUGCUAAAGCUAAGGCAAAACAGGAGUCAGUUGACUACCGUUGGUUGGCUAGAUUCGAUGUGAUCCUUGUACAAGGAAAUGUGAAGUUAAUUGAGGCUAUAAAUGGAGAAACAGAUAAAGUACGGUAUUAUUUACACAGUGAGGACUUAUUUGAUAUUCUGCAUGAUACACAUCUCAGCAUUGGACAUGGUGGACGUACUCGCAUGGAGAAGGAAUUACAAGCUAAAUACAAGAACAUCACAAAAGAAGUUAUCAUGCUAUAUCUGACACUCUGUAAACCAUGCCAGCAGAAAAACUCAAAACUCAAGAAAGUUCUAACAUCAAAGCCAAUUAAGGAAAUUAACUCCAGGUGGCAAGUAGAUCUCAUAGACAUGCAGUUGAAUCCUGAUGGGGAGUAUAAAUUUAUUAUGCAUUAUCAAGACCUUCAUACGAAGUUAAGUUUUUUGAGGUCACUAAAAUCUAAGAGGCCUCAGGAAGUUGCACAUGCUCUUUUAGAUAUUUUUGCAGUUAUUGGAGCACCCAGUGUCUUACAGUCCAAUAAUGGGAGAGAAUUUUCAAGUCAGAUCAUCACAGAACUCAGUAAUAUUUGGCCAGAAUUAAAGUUGGUCCAUGGGAAGCCUCAGGUUUGCCACAGUUCUACAGAAGAAACUGAGGAAAUCCAAAAGAGAAUCUUCUCCUGGAUGCAAAUGAACAAUUCACCACACUGGGCUGAAUUUUUGUGGUUCAUUCAGAUGAUCCAAAACCAGCCCUAUCACAGAGGCAUGCAGCAGACUGCAUGUGAAGAUGUAUUUAGCUCUGAAGCUAAGCUAGACCUGUCUCACUCUCAGUUGACUGAAGAGCUCGUUGGCAGACUGCACAGAGAAAAUAAAUUAGACCAGGUUAAUAAAGAGCUAGAAAAUACUCUCAGAGCCCAGUAUGAAGAAUACAUUGAGACUAGAACAGAUAGUGACAUUGAAGAAAAUCUUUCCAUUACCACUAAAGUGGCUAAAAAUUCCCCUCCUGAAAGCAGGUUAAGAUUUUUAUGCUGUGUACUUUGUGAAAAAGAAUCCAUAGGUGCUAGUAAUUGUGUAUCAUAUCUUGGAAAUGUCCAUGCCCUCCAUGGGGUGUCUUCUCACCAGGAGGCUUCAGGCUGUGGUCGACAAAUAACUGGUAGUCUUUGUCAUGAGAUCAGUACAAUGAAAAGGAAACAGGAGGUUCACAGAGGGUUGCAUGUUCAACCGUCCAAAAUGCUAAAGCCAUCAGUGACACCAUUUUCACCAGACACAGUAGGAGACUGGGUGGCGAAACAAGCUUCACUGGACUUUCUUGUCAAGAAAAGACACACUUUCUUGGAAUAUAGCAAUAGUAAUAAAAAAAAAAUGGUAACAAUAGAAGUUAUCCUGGAGAGAGAAAAGCCAAAAGAGUUCAUACGAGUUUUACUCAGAAAUAUGAUCCUUCAUACAUUGAGUUCGGUUUUGUAGCUGCAAUUGAUGGUGAAGUGCUAAAGCCACAGUGCAUUAUUUGUGGAGAUGUAUUGGCUAAUGAAGCAAUGAAACCAUCAAAACUUAAGCGGCAUUUAUAUUCAAAACAUAAAGAAAUAAGUUCACAACCAAAAGAAUUCUUUGAGAGAAAGAGUAGUGAAUUAAAAAAUCAACCAAAGCAGGUAUUCAAUGUUUCUCAUAUAAAUAUUAGUGCUCUGAGGGCUUCCUAUAAAGUAGCACUUCAGCUGCCAAGUCCAAAACACCAUACACAAUUGCUGAGACACUUGUGAAAGACUGUAUCAAAGAAGUUUGCUUGGAAAUGUUGGGUGAAUCUGCAGCAAAGAAAGUAGCACAAGCACCACUUUCCAAUGACACCAUAGCUCGCCGAAUUCAAGAGCUGGCUAAUGAUAUGGAAGAGCAACUCAUAGAACAGAUAAAGUUGGCAAAAUACUUCUCAUUGCAACUUGAUGAGUGCAGAGAUGUUGCUAACAUGAUAAUUCUUUUAGUCUAUGUGAGGUUUGAACAUGAUGGUGACAUAAAGGAAGAAUUCUUUUUUUCAGCCUCUUUACCUCCAAACACAACUAGCUCAGAACUGUAUGAAGCUGUGAAAAAUUACAUUGUUGACAGAUGUGGCUUGGAAUUUAAGUUUUGUAUAGGAGUGUGUUCUGAUGGCACAGCUUCAAUGACAGGAAAAUAUUCCAAAGUGGUCACCCAGAUUAAGGAACUUGCUCCAGAAUGUAAAAUAACACAUUGCUUCAUCCAUUACGACAGUCUUGCUAUGAAAAAAAUAUCAGCUGAACUAUAUAGUGUGCUUACUGACAUAGUAAAAAUUGUGAAUUAUAUAAAAUCUAAUGCGGUAAAUUCAAGAUUGUUCUCUUUAUUAUGUGAUAAUAUGGAAGCUGAUCAUAAGCAACUGUUACUGCAUGCUGAGAUACGGUGGCUGUCUCGGGGAAAAGUUCUAUCGAGAGUGUUUGAAAUAUGAAAUGAUCUCAGUCUUUUUGCAAGGCAAGAAACCUGUUUGGUCUCAACUUUUUGAAGAUGUGAAUUGGAUAUCGAGGCUUGCUUAUUUAUCUGAUAUCUUUAGUAUUUUUAAUGAUCUUAAUGCUUCUUGCAAGGAAAAAAUGCAACAUGUUUUUCAAUGGCAGAUAAGAUCGAAGGACAAAAACGAAAGUUAGAAAGUUGGAAAAACAGAAUUUCUGAAAAUUGUUAUGACAUGUUCCACAAUUUAACAACAAUCAUUAAUGAAGUUGAUAAUCUUGAUAGUGCACAUCUGCGGAAAGUUAUCAGUGAACAUCUUAAAAAUUUGUUAGAGUGUCUUGAAUUUUAUUUUCCUUCAGAAGAAGAUCCACGUUUAGGAAAUUCAUGGAUCCAAACCCAUUUCUCGCAUCAAAAGAUAAUUUGAAUUUAACUGUAGCCUUACAUGAUAAGUUGUUGGAACUAGCUUCUGAUGAGGGUUUAAAAAUAAAAUUUGAAAAUACAGUA
Molecule: messenger RNA, 3772 nt
Organism: Heterocephalus glaber (naked mole-rat)
Lineage: Eukaryota; Metazoa; Chordata; Mammalia; Rodentia; Bathyergidae
Product: SCAN domain-containing protein 3-like
Biological process (GO): DNA integration
Molecular function (GO): nucleic acid binding
Source: RefSeq, a predicted model, not a curated record